ACGGGUAGAGUGACGAAAGUAGGCCUAUACACGCAAACGGAUUGGGCUACGUGAAUCCAAAAUCCGGUGGGCGGGGCGACGCGUUGGCUCCGCGAGCGGCGGUGACGAACUCGAUGAUCGCAUCGCCAACCCGGCUUUUAGAUUCGAUGCGCGCGGCGGCGUCGGCUCGAACGACCCUACCCCUCCUCCUCUCCGCGUCGCCACGAAAAGCGAUCCCGUCCUUGGCACCUCCGCCGGCCCGCGCUCUGUCCCUCGCCCCCGGCCUCGGCCUUCCCUCCCCCUGCCGCCUCCCGCUACCUCGGAUCUCUUCGAUGGCCGUGGCCUCCGUCGCUGCCCCGGAGCGGCACGAUGCCGGGGAUUGGUACUCCGUCCCAGAUCUUAGCCUCCGUGACCACCGCUUCACCGUCCCCCUCGAUUACUCCGCCGCUGCCGGCUCUAGCAUCACCGUCUUCGCUCGCGAGGUCGUCGCUGUUGGGAAAGAAGAAGAACAACUGCCAUACUUAUUGUACCUACAAGGUGGACCUGGAUUUGAGAGUCCUCGGCCUACUGAGGCUAGUGGAUGGUUGAAGAGAGCAUGUGAAGAGUAUAGAGUUGUUUUGCUUGAUCAGCGAGGAACUGGUUUAUCAACUCCUUUGACAGUCUCAUCUCUUUCACAAAUCAUGUCUGCAACAAAAUUGGUUGAGUACUUGCAACAUUUUCGGGCAGAUAAUAUCAUUAAAGAUGCUGAAUUUCUUCGUAGCUGUCUUGUACCAGAUUCUGGAACCUGGACGGUGCUAGGGCAAAGCUACGGUGGCUUCUGUGCAGUUACCUAUAUGAGUUUUGCUCCAGAAGGCCUAAAGUCUGUUCUCCUAACCGGUGGGAUUCCACCAAUUGCAAAGGGUUGCACUGCAGAUGUUGUAUACAGAGCCUGUUUUGAACAAGUUGUGCAUCAAAAUGAGAAGUACUAUAAGCGGUUUCCUCAAGAUGUUAAAGUUAUUUGUGAUCUUGUAAAUUAUCUGGCCAAAGCUGAAGGUGGAGGGGUGUCUCUUCCAUCUGGAGGUAUUUUAACCCCAAGGGGAUUGCAAACUCUUGGACUUGCAGGGUUAGGUUCUGGUGGUGGUUUUGAACGUCUACAUUACAUGUUUGAAAGGGUCUGGGAUCCUGAACUAGUUCCAGGAACGGGGAAGCGGAUAAGUUACUAUUUCUUGAAGGCUUUUGAGAGCUGGAUAGACUUUGAUACAAACCCACUCUAUGCUCUUUUGCAUGAAUCAAUUUACUGCCAGGGAGCUCCAUCACAAUGGUCUGCACAUAAAAUAAGGGGUGAAUAUGAUAGCAUAUUUGAUCCAAUCAAAGCUGCAAAAGAAUGUCGUCCUGUAUUUUUUACUGGAGAGAUGAUAUUUCCAUGGAUGUUUGAUGAGAUUCAUGCUUUAGGACCUUUCACAGAAGCUGCUCAUUUGUUGGCUGAGAAGGAAGAUUGGCCACCAUUGUAUGACAUUAGUAGAUUAAACAACAACAAGGUUCCUGUUGCUGCUGCUGUUUAUUAUGAAGACAUGUAUGUCAACUUCAAACUUGCAAUGGAAACAGCUUCUGAGAUUGCUGGGAUCAGGCUGUGGGUGACAAAUGAAUAUAUGCACUCCGGACUUCGUGAUAAUGGUUAUCAAGUUUUUGAGCAGUUGAUUGGUAUGCUGCAAGGCAAGAAACCUUGGUUUUGAUUUCAGAAUGGAGCAAUGAUGGAUGAUGUGACUCCUUCGACUAGUAAUUUGCAUAUAUUUAUCAGAUGCAGUUCAUCUUAUGAUAGUCACAAAUGGUAUUAUUUUAUGCAUUAACUUCAUCUUCA
This is a messenger RNA of Musa acuminata AAA Group (dessert banana), 1816 nucleotides long. RefSeq lists its product as uncharacterized. Bases 114 to 1691 code for a protein of 525 amino acids. The transcript is spliced from 10 exons. Gene Ontology annotation, molecular function: peptidase activity. The record is from RefSeq and is a predicted model, not a curated record. Gene Ontology annotation, biological process: proteolysis. Lineage: Eukaryota; Viridiplantae; Streptophyta; Magnoliopsida; Zingiberales; Musaceae.